Messenger RNA from Balaenoptera musculus (blue whale), 2840 nucleotides. It is a transcript of the gene CPOX, whose product is annotated as coproporphyrinogen oxidase. Lineage: Eukaryota; Metazoa; Chordata; Mammalia; Artiodactyla; Balaenopteridae. The record is from RefSeq and is a predicted model, not a curated record. The coding region runs from base 249 to 1580 and encodes 443 amino acids. Gene Ontology annotation, molecular function: coproporphyrinogen oxidase activity. The transcript has 7 exons. Gene Ontology annotation, cellular component: cytoplasm; mitochondrial intermembrane space.
GGGACCCGCCCUUCUGGGGACGGUGGAUUCUUUUAUCUCCCGGGCGCGCCCCUGCAGGCGGCGAUAGAAGCCGGGACUACAGCUCCCGGCAUUCUACGCCGGGGAGCCGACCCGGUAGUAGCUCUUUUCCGGCGAAGUUUCCCUCUGCCUGCGCUGCUCGCCGCUCGCUGCUCGCUGCUUGGCUCUCCAGGGCGCUCAGGGGCCUGUCUGCGGGAGGUGGGCACUGCCCAGGGUGACAGUGCGGGAGCAUGGCCAUGCACCUGGGCAGGCUGAGCGCGGGCCCCUGCUGGCUCGCGGCGCGGGGCGGCUGCGGGGAGCUGCGCUCUUGGUCCCUGCGCUGCGCGGCCGGACGCUUCUGCCGCCCCCCUGGCACCGCUUGCCCCGAGCAGAGCCGCGGGCUGGGGUACGGCCCUACUGCGGGAGGCGGCCCCCGGCUGAGGACCGGGCUGGCCGCGGGGCUGGCGGGGCUGGCCGGGCUGGCCGCCGCCGCCUUCGGGCACGUGGAGCGGGCGGAGAUGGUGAGCAAGAGCUCGGGGGCGCCGAGCCCCUCGCCGGGGAGGCCGGAGGAGGAGGACGACGAGCUGGCCCGCCGCUGCAGCUGCUUCAUGGCCUCGCCUGUGACCGACCUGCACGAGCUGCGGAGGAGGCCGGGCGACAUGAAGACCAAGAUGGAGCUGCUGAUCCUGGAGACCCAGGCCCAGGUGUGCCAGGCGCUGGCACAGGUGGACGGGGGCGCCCGCUUCUCUGUGGAUCGGUGGGAGAGGAAGGAAGGAGGUGGUGGCAUCAGCUGUGUACUUCAAGACGGGCAUGUUUUUGAAAAGGCCGGGGUGAGCAUUUCUGUCGUUCAUGGAAAUCUUUCUGAGGAAGCAGCAAAACAGAUGAGAAGCAGAGGAAAAAAGCUGAAGACGAAAGAUGGUAAAUUGCCGUUUUCUGCUAUGGGUGUGAGCUCUGUUAUCCACCCCAAGAACCCUCAUGCUCCUACUAUCCAUUUCAACUACAGAUACUUUGAAGUAGAAGAAGCCGACGGUAACAAGCAGUGGUGGUUUGGUGGUGGAUGUGACCUUACCCCAACAUACUUGAACCAAGAGGAUGCGGUGCAUUUUCACAGGACUCUAAAGGAGGCUUGUGACCAGCAUGGUCCAGAUCUCUACCCCAAAUUUAAAAAAUGGUGUGAUGAUUACUUUUUUAUAGCCCAUCGUGGGGAGCGGAGGGGCAUCGGGGGUAUCUUUUUUGAUGACCUUGACUCUCCAUCCAAGGAGGAGGUCUUUCGCUUUGUGCAGAGCUGUACCCAGGCUGUCAUUCCUUCUUAUAUCCCCCUUGUGAAAAAGCACUGUGAUGACUCCUUCACCCCCCGGGAGAAGUUGUGGCAGCAGCUCCGGAGAGGACGGUAUGUAGAAUUUAACCUGCUGUAUGAUCGGGGUACAAAGUUUGGCCUCUUCACUCCAGGAUCCAGGAUAGAAAGCAUCUUGAUGUCUUUACCUCUCACCGCCCGAUGGGAGUACAUGCAUUCACCCUCAGAGAACUCCAAAGAAGCUGAAAUUGUGGACGUUUUGCGCCGUCCGAGGGACUGGGUGCACUGAUGAAGGCAGAGAAGUCUUCCUAGGGUCUGGGGGACACACAGUGGGCCCCCUGCUCCGCUGGCUGGCACCACCGCCACUGUGUGGCACUUAGUUACCUGUGUCUCAGAGCUCCAGUCUUCUCCGCCCUGGAGUCUGCCUCCUUUCCUGCUGAAAUGUGUUUUAAGCACCACAAGCUUCCGCUGGAUGCUGUUGGUGAUGGGUGGUGAGGUGGCAGCUUGUCAGAGUCAAGUGGUUGAUGUAAAACUCAUUUAUACUUUUAGAAUCAUUUGAUAUGACUAGUUUACAAACAGUGACAAUUUCCAAGAAUUGGUUUAGGGGGUCUAAAUAUUAUAAUUUGUAUCAGGAAACUGCUCAUGUUAUUUUUGUCUCAUAUAUUUUUUAAAGAUUUAGUUUCAGCCACAAAAGUCUGUUGUGGGAUAAAUUUUAUGUUCAUUAAUUCAAUGAGAUUGAGACUAGUAAUUUUAGAAAGCAACUGGAAAUGAAAGUAAAAAUUUUACUUUGUCAUUACUGAAGUUUCUUUGAUCAUAAUCUUUAUAUAUCUUUCUCUAGAGAUCAUAAUAUUGUAAAAUAUUGACUUUUGUAAUGAUAGAUAUUUAGGAAUACUUGAAAUUUUCUUAAUCUCUGCAUGUGUUACAAUUCAGUGACUACCUAUAGUUAACUCUAAAGUGACAUCACUGUUAUUUAAACAAGGGAUAUCUAAGUUGUAAUUUUGAUUUUUGUAGAACUAUAAUUUGUUGAUGCUGAGAUUCUUUGCACUUUUGAAUGUGAAAGCUUAUACCCUUGGAUUCUGAUACUUAAAAAUUUCUAUUCCAGACAUUUCUGUAUGGAGGUUUAGACUAAGAACAAUCCUGGGGAUGUUGUGAAUUUAGGAAAUGAGAGACAUUUUCCUUCUCUAAUGAAAGCAGACAUAACUAGUGUAAGAAGCAUGUAGGCAUUUUAUAAAUGUAUUUCCUUGAAUAUGGACUAAUUGAAAUUGUCCUCUUUUUAAAUUAGAGAUUCUGCAACUCUUACCUUUGCUCUUAAGAGAAAAUCACAACAGAGUUCUCAAGACUUCUUUGUUCAUAUAAUAAUGUGAAUAUUUUAUUCAUAAUAUAUUGAAGUUUGUAAGGAAUGUUAUCUUCCUAUAUAUUAUUAAGCAUUAUCUUGGAAUAUGUUGAAUGUAUGAUCAUGUGUGACUCUGUAGAGCUGGAAAAUGUAUGAAUUCUUCAACUCUUACAACAGGUGUGCUGAUAAAUUUUAUUAUGAAAUAUGACUAAGAAA